GUAGACAGCAAGCAGUUUAUAAACGAAGGCGCAAAACUCACCGCACCAGCAAAGAACAAGUAGCUAGCUCGCAGCUCCCUUUUGAUGCCAAAAAGAGGCCACGAAUCGAAUAAUAAUUGAAUAGCUGUCUAGUAACUUUAGCUAUAUUUUGUCAGAUCCUUUCAGCCAAGUGUGGACCUUCGCGGGGGAAUAUUUUUAGGAACUCUAUUGGAGGGAUACACGUGGGAUAUAAUGCCAAGAAAAGGGAGAAAUGUGGAAUCCAGGACAAUUGAUCAUGAGAUGCCCAAGGAAACUACAGUGAGAGCCAGGAAAAGAAAAGCAGAUGUUGCCAUUUAUUUGCAAGACCCAGAUGAAGUGGCAGAGAUGACGAAAAAGAAACUGUGUGGAACUCAGGUGUGCUGGAAUCCCGAGUCGGUUUACACAAGCCCGUGCAGGCGGAGCCCCACGCCUGACAAUAAAGUAGAUCAACCAGUUGCCUUGAACGCCACUGGGUUUUCUGCUCAGUACACCUUCAAAAACAUAUUUGUCACCCCCACCAGGUCUUCCCCUCUUCCUGUGCUAUGCUGGGCAAGCAGAGACGAUGUAUGGAACAACCUGUUGAAGAAAGACAAGACGUAUUCUCGAGACAUCCACGUCAUGAAAAAACACCCACACCUCCAACCCAAGAUGAGGGCUAUUCUUCUGGACUGGCUAAUGGAGGUGUGCGAGGUGUACAAGCUACACAGAGAAACCUUCUACCUGGCUCAGGAUUACUUUGAUAGGUUCAUGGCCACACAGACCAAUGUUUUCAAGUCAACACUACAGCUCAUCGGCAUCUCUUCUCUUUUUAUAGCUGCCAAGAUGGAGGAAAUCUACCCUCCAAAGGUGCACCAAUUUGCCUAUGUUACUGAUGGGGCCUGCACUGAGGAUGAUGUCCUAUGUAUGGAGCUAAUCAUUAUGAAGGAGCUGAAGUGGUGUUUGAGUCCCCUGACAGCUAUUUCCUGGCUAAACAUCUACAUGCAGGUUGCCUACCUGAAAGAGUCCGAAGAGGUUCUCAUCCCACAGUACCCACAAAAUACGUUUGUACAGAUUGCUGAGCUCCUUGAUCUUUGUGUGUUGGAUGUGAAAUGUCUGGAGUUCUCCUACGGAGUGCUGGCUGCCUCUGCCCUGUUCCAUUUCUCCUCGCUGGAGCUGGUGGAGAAAGUUUCAGCUCUGAAGUGGUCAGACGUUGAGGAGUGUGUGAGGUGGAUGGUCCCCUUUGCCAUGUCCAUCAGAGAAGUGGGCAGCUCAGCCCUGAGGAACUUCAAAGGAAUCCCAGCAGAUGACAUGCACAACAUUCAGACCCAUGCUGCCUAUCUGGACUGGAUGGCGAAGGCAUGCUCCUACCCACAAGUGGACGUAGAUCGCAGCCAGAGUUCUCCAGUACCGUCCGGAGUGCUCACUCCACCCCCAAGCAGCGAGAAACCAGAGGGCACAGUCUGUUGCUAUCCAUUGGGUUAGUAUGGGCACGGGCUGAGGAAGUCUCAUGACGGGACCAAGAUAUUGGAGGAUUGGGAGAAAUCCAUGGCAUUACACCAAGUCCUCGUGUGAUUUUUCUACAUGUGUGCAUGUGUUAUUCCAUUAGUUGUUUUGGUGCAAAGGUGAAUGGACAUUUUUGGACGUCUGCCUUUUUUGAGUGAGUGACAGUUUUUUAAAAUUGGAGUGAUGCCAAGCUGGACCACCUGCCAAAAACCCAGAGCUGUCACCGGCUCUGAGUGCUGCUAAAGAAGGUGGACUUGGCUUGACUGAGGAACAGUGGAUGGAUGAGUGUUUUGUGUAGCUCACGCUUGCCAUUUUGAGAAAGAUAAUACUGCCAGGUUUGGUUUGGGGACCAGUAGCUCUGCUGCCAAAAUGGACAAGUUGAACAGCCUGCUUCAGAAGCGGAAAUAUGGAUUGUAUUUAAGAUUUUAACUUGGCAAAUUUUCUCUAGCAUUUGAGUUUUUACCAAAAUGUAUGAUAUUUUUGUUUUGAAAUGAGAUGCUGCUACUUAUCUUUUUUUUUUUUUUUAAUAAAGUCACUGUCGCAGACAGCUUUUCUGUUUUACAAUGUUGUGGGUCUUGGCUUUGUCCAGGGACAGGGAUUGUAGCCUGGUUUUUUUCAUUGACUCAUCACAUGCUAGAGAGGCCAAGGAUAACAGCUGGCAAGGCAACAGCAUCAUCAUCUAACUCCGUUUAGGAGCCUGAGAUUGCUGAUCUACUGAGGAAGUCCUGCUGUAGCCUAUGAUGAUGUCAUACUUUUUGUUCUGUGUUACACUAUGUGUAACCCAAGUAUGCCUAGUAGGCUAGGUCUACUAUGUAGCACAGGCCUACAAUGUCUUUGUACCAUUUAGGAGGACCACAAUGGAAAAGUUCGCUUUUGUCAUCAAUUUUAAAUGCAUGAUCCACGUGUGGUUGUAUGUUGAAAUUGUCAAAUCUCUCUUUGCUGGAUUAAUGACAUGCACAAUAUGUUGACUUGCGUAGGUAUGUAACUCAUCUGAAAAUGUAUAUAGAGCAGAUUUGAAUGUUUGACGGGCAAUGAUGUAUGUCUACGAUUUCAUUAGUGUCCAUGCUACUCAAUGUGGCCGUACCUUUUUAAAGCCUUAUCAUUUUUACACGUGCCUUUUCUAAACUAAAGUUUAUGCUGAAAGUUAAUCAAAUGCAUAACAUAAGACUUACAAUGUCCAAGAGAAGAGUGAUCUAAAGGCACGUUUCUAUGAAAAAUAAAUCGCUAGAAACUGC
This is a messenger RNA of Coregonus clupeaformis (lake whitefish), 2735 nucleotides long. Its product is annotated as G1/S-specific cyclin-E1-like. Gene Ontology annotation, molecular function: cyclin-dependent protein serine/threonine kinase regulator activity. Gene Ontology annotation, biological process: G1/S transition of mitotic cell cycle; regulation of cyclin-dependent protein serine/threonine kinase activity. The record is from RefSeq and is a predicted model, not a curated record. The coding region runs from base 232 to 1479 and encodes 415 amino acids. NCBI's taxonomy places the organism in Eukaryota, Metazoa, Chordata, Actinopteri, Salmoniformes, Salmonidae. Gene Ontology annotation, cellular component: cyclin E1-CDK2 complex; centrosome; nucleus. The transcript is spliced from 12 exons.